AUGACUGACUACAGAAACCCUCUCUCUGUGAACAUUCCAUACGAGUUCAAAUCUCCUCAGGACUAUCCUACCGAGGCUGUUGCAGCCCGAUUCCAGGCUUACAGAGACAUCCUCAAGUCAUUGAUAGCAUACCUCGAUCAAUAUGCCUCGGUCCAAGAGGAGAUCGUUCGUCAGCAAGUUCGCCUUCAGCAGGCUGUUGGUGCUUCUCUAGACGCACCAAUUGAAACGAAGGCUCAUGGGUCUAGUGCCCAAAGCCAUCGAGCUAAAGAUCGAGCUCUGGACGAAGAGGCUCUCAGUGCCUUGAACCAGUUUUUUCUCCCCAUCGGAAACGGUUCCAUUCAAGAUAUUCCCACGAUCUUCACAAAAUUCCAUCAGCAGAACGUCCAAAACGGCAGACGCACUUUGAAGGAGAUCCGUCUGACCAUCAUCCCUAAGCUUGAGGAGUUGCGCAGAGAUCUUUUGCUGAAAUUGAAGGAGAUUAAGUCAUUGCAUAACGACUUCGAUAGUAAGUUGACUAAGGAAAUAAGCAACACGGGCUCUAUGUUAGCUCUUUACACACAUUCAAUUGACCUUGCCAAUCGCUUAGAUAUGGCUGCUACAGUUGCUUCGAAGGCACAUCAUGAUUCUGGAAACGUCGCUGAGAGUAUAAAAAAAGACCCCUACUUAGCAAAACUCAAAUUGCGAUCACAGCUCAAGGCUCAACUAAAUGAGGAGCACUAUCUUCAUCGAGCAUAUGCAAACUUGCAAGACUCCAGUGAACAACUCGAGGCCAUUGUUGUAAAGGAGAUUCAGACAUACCUAGGUCACUUUCUCGGCCUAGUAGAAGCAGAAAAGAGCUCUGUUUCUGACUUCUUGGUGCCAACUUUAACAGAGGGAUUCUUGGCCAAAGAGCCAAACUUUGAAUGGCAAUCCUUUGUGCAAAGAAACUUCCCUAAAUCCUCCAGCUUGUCAGGUCGCAAAGUUUCCGGGAAAUUUAUUGACCUCUCAUUUCCUGCAAGAUCGAUGGCUGAUCUUAGCAUUCCUCAUUACGACUCGCCACUCAGCGUGCCUAUCAGACAAGGCUACUUGGAGAGAAAAUCUAAGUUUCUCAAAUCCAACACUCGUAGUUACUACGUAUUGACGUGCAGCUACCUUCAUGAGUUCAAAUCGAGCGAAGCCAAAGACCUUAGGAAUGGUCCUUCAAAUUCAAUCUCUCUAGAUUACUGCCUUGUAUCUGAACACUCAAAGGAUGUCGGAGCUUGCAAAUUUGACUUGUACUCCAAGACUCCAAACAGUUUGAUGCAUCGUAGUCACACCUCUGUCUUCAAGUGUGAGACCCCGCAGGAAAUGAAAGAUUGGCUCAAUGAUAUCAAAAUCUUGACAUCACUUCCAGGGCCAGCAGAGAGGGCAAAGCGUAUGAGCAAGGUUCUUCUCGCUAACACAGCUUUAGAAAGGAAAACUUCCCGCGUGUCCAGUCUCUUGUCUGCUCGCACAAACGCAAUGUCUAUUAAAUCUGGCCACUCUGCCGUUCCCAAUAACGGUCUCAACUCGAAGAAAAGAAACUCUAUAGCUUCCAGAAAUGAUUCACUCAUGUCCAGCGCACAGAAUCAUAGACUUUCGUCAACCUUCUCGAACAGAAACCCAUUAUCACAACUGGUUUCGGACCCAGUAGAAAAUGGUGAUGACACAGUUAACACUUCGAGGGAUGACAGGCAUUUCAUUCGCGAGGACUCAGUUGAUGAAAUGGGAGAUCUCACGAUUAAGACACGUAAAACCCAAGAUGCAAAUGAAUUACCUAGUAGUACCAGGACUGAUCCCCAGCUUCAUCUUCCUGGUAUCGCUGUAAAUUCACCAUUCCAAAAUGGUGGUGCAUUGAACAUGGCGCAAGUCUCGAAUGGAAAUACGCAACUGGCAACACAGAACCAGCAAUAUUACUUAAACCAGGUCGCUCCACAGCCUCAACAGUUCUAUGACCCAAUUCUGCAACAGUUCUUCACUAUCAAUGCUAUUCCAGCUCUGCAAGUUGGUCAACCACAAGGUCACCUCGGGCAACAACAACAAAUUAAGACACCCAAUGGCGUAAACCCCAUGCCACAAUACUUCCCAUCAUCACCACAACCUAUUCAAACAGGCAUGUUCGCCCCUGCUUCCCCCAUUCUUGGCUAUGGCUCUCAGCAAACGCAAACGCAGCCUCACCAAGAAGAAAAUAGAAGUUCAGGUACUGCUCCGUAUCCUGUUCAAUUCGGUGAAUCAUUGAAUAUGGAGCCAUCAAACCCCAAGCAUAACAAUGAUGUCAAAGACUCUCUGGAGUUCAAGGAUCAAGAUGUGUCUCAGUUGACGGAUAAUAUUGUGAACCUCAAGACUGAGGAUCUUAGCACUACCCACUAG
Australozyma saopauloensis is the source of this 2367-nucleotide messenger RNA. RefSeq names its product phosphatidylinositol 4,5-bisphosphate-binding protein (gene SLM2). Bases 1 to 2367 code for a protein of 788 amino acids. The transcript has a single exon. The record is from RefSeq and is a predicted model, not a curated record. NCBI's taxonomy places the organism in Eukaryota, Fungi, Ascomycota, Pichiomycetes, Serinales, Metschnikowiaceae.